Molecule: messenger RNA, 2265 nt
Organism: Aspergillus japonicus CBS 114.51
Lineage: Eukaryota; Fungi; Ascomycota; Eurotiomycetes; Eurotiales; Aspergillaceae
Product: putative TBC domain protein
Exons: 2
Coding region: 1-2265 (754 amino acids)
Biological process (GO): activation of GTPase activity
Molecular function (GO): GTPase activator activity
Source: RefSeq, a predicted model, not a curated record
AUGACGACCAUCUGCUCGACUCCAAAUUCUCCGCCCGAUCUGACCGGGUCCAAAUCCUCCAAGUCUUCCUCCUUUCGUUCUUCCUCCCAACAUUCCGGCCCCGAGGCUCUUUUCACCGAUAUUGCCAACUUCGAAGAAGUCGACCUCCAAGACGAAGCGCAUAUCGCCUAUAUGGACAACAAGGUCCCUUUUAGUCGGGCGGGCACUAUCACGCAGACUUUCCCAGCCAGGAUGCAGGCCAAGUCAGCUGUAGUUACAACCCGCGAUUUGACCGCCACGAAACCGAGUAAAUUGACGGGACAGACCAACGGCACCCUGAUCCAGCCAGGCCGCGGCGGACACAACACCAAGACCGGAACCCAGCGGGAUCCUACUGCGAAUAAGCAUGCACCGCUUCAAGUGUCGAAACCCCGUCGAUCGCGAUCGAACUCGCCUUUGCGACCCACUUCGAGCUUAGGAUCCUCACCUUCCACACACAGCUUGUCUCUGGCCCCCGCUGCUCCCCGGACACUCAACCGCAAGCCAUCCUGGCAGCGCACUCGCAGAACGCUCAAGGAUCUGGAAGAGGAAUACCACGAUUCUGAUGAUGAUUUGCCCGAAGAUGCCAGUCUCUGGAACGUUCCCAUCUCUCCCCGACCGAUGCAAGAUCGAGCCCCUUCCCGGAGUACAAGUCCCAACGGCCGCAGCCCGGGACCCCGGCCAUUGCCACUGUCACAUUCCGUCUCAGACGUGACACUUCCAAAGUCCCCUUCGGGCUCUCGAUCCCCUACGUCACGAAAGGCUCGCUCCAAGCCACGGUCGAGCUCUGCGGGGCCGGAACGAGGCCAGAUUUCUCCUCGCAAUCCCCGAACCUACUCGUAUAACAACAUGAUGUCGGACCUGUCGGAAGAGGCGCGGAUCAUCACCGAAGCGCUAGAGUUUCAUGCUGACGAGCGAGAGCGUCGGCGCGGAGAGACUUUGCAGAGCGGGCUGUCUUCUUUGAGGUCUAGCACGGACUCCAAGCAGGGCUCGAAGACCCCGAUUGAGCUUCCACCGUUGCAGAAGUCAAAUAUCAUGAUUGAUCCAUUGCCUAUCAGCAAGGAGAAAGAAAAGGUGCUAAGUCGGACACGGCCAAGCUGGCUGCCGCCAAAGGAUCCCUUGGAGGAAAAGCGGCAUUUGAAGGAGUACAAGAGGAUGAUGGCGCAGUCACGGGAAGCUGACAAGCGUCGAGCUGCCAAAGUCGCUUCCGAGAAAUGCGAGAAGGACAAUACUCGGGAAACCCUCCAACAAAUCUGGGACGAGUACGUCUAUCCAAACUGGGACAAUGUCAUUCAGGAGCCGCGCACGCGGGAGCUCUGGUGGCGCGGUGUGCCGCCGCGACUCCGAGGGUCGACCUGGCAGCGGGCCAUUGGCAACGAGCUGGCUCUCUCCGACGAAACGUACAAGAAGGCGUUGCAACGGGCCAAGGACGUGCGUGCCCGUCCUGACAGUGAUACCGGGGAAAGCAACAAGCGAAUGCGGGAGUGGUUCGCAACUAUCGAGCAGGACGUGUCUAAGGCUUUCCCGGACUUGAAACUAUUUCAACCUGGUGGUCCACUUCGCGAGACGUUGAUUGAUGUAUUGGAGGCUUACUCAAUGUAUCGGAGCGAUGUUGGAUACGUCACUGGCCUGCAUACCAUUGCGGCCCUUCUGGUUCUCCAGUUCCCGUCUCCAUCCUCCGCGUUCCUCGCUAUGGCCAAUGCGCUCAACCGGCCCCUUCCUGUUGCCUUUUUGACACUCGACCGCGGGGCUAUCGGUCGGACAUAUUCGCUAGCGUCCGCGACGCUUAAAUACAAGUUCCCACGCCUUUCGACGCACCUCUACGAGACACUGCGUCUCAGUGAUGAGGAAAUCUGGGAACCGAUGUUUCGCUCCCUCCUGACCAACGGACUGGACUUGGAGCGUCUGAGCCGAGUCUGGGACUGCUGGGUAUUCGAAGGAGAUCGGAUCAUGAUUCGCGCGGCGGUUGCGACUCUGGGCAGCUUGCAGCUGCAGCUGUUUGGCUUCACCAAACCCGACGACCAGAGUCGACAGUCGGUGCAGGGAAUCCUGAGCUGGGGACCGCGUCAGGCGGGGACCAACAGUAGCACAGAGCAACGCCACAGUGCACCGGCAGCUCCUAUGCCGGCAGGUUUUGGUGGUGGAGGUCUAGCAUCUUCCGGGGUUGGUGACUACUGGCGACUCUCCUCGGCAGGCGACGAGGAUGGAUUUAUGAGCGAGGUGAGAGAAGCAGGGAAGGUUCGGUGA